AUGGUGAACCUUCGAAUGGGAUCCCUAUUCGCGGGCGCUGCCUUGGCCCUGUUGGUAUUCGUGCAGCUCGUGGCUCUCGCACGACAGAACGAUCAGAUCCCCGAGGCCAGCUUCUCGCGGAGCUUUAAUCAGUGGAGAGGAAGAGGAAGUGCUGUGGCAGACGACAGCUUGUUUUUAGUCGGCGCAGGGAAGGCAGAUGUGACUGGUCCUGUGGUGGAAGUGGACUUUAAUGGCUAUGCGAGCCUGGAUCAGUUGGGCACAGGCCUACGGCAGAGAAUCUACUCGCGGGCUUUCAUCUUCGCGGAUCCUAAGAAGCCCGACGACACCUUUAUUUACCUCGUGCUGGACACCCUUGCAGGGGAUACAGCGGUGCGCCACGGAGUCUUGCAAGGGCUGGCUGCGCUCGGUGGAGAUUAUGCGCGCUAUGGCGAGCACAAUAUUGCGCUCACGGGCACGCACUCCCAUUCUGGCCCUGGUGCAUGGAUGAACUACCUUCUGCCGCAGAUCCCGACCAAGGGGUUCGACAAGCAGAGCUAUCAAGCCAUCGUCGAUGGCACAAUUCUUUCGAUCCAGCGCGCCCACGAGAAUCUGACGCCGGGGCGCUUGUCCUUUGGUCCGUUUUCGUAUGACCAUAACCCGGAAGAGGAAAAGGCUCGCUAUUCGGCUAAUGUGGACAAGACGCUGACUCUCCUGCGAUUCGAUCGUGCGUCAGAUAACAAGACCUCGGCGGUUUUGACCUGGUUCCCCGUCCAUGGCACUUCGAUGUAUAACAACAACACCCUAGUGACCGGCGACAAUAAAGGGGUGGCCGCAUAUCUCUUCGAGAGAAGUAUCACAGGGGACUCGAGAUUUGCUGACGAUGUUGUCAUCGGGUUCUCUCAAUCCAAUGUUGGCGAUACCAGCCCCAACAUCCUCGGUGCCUGGUGUGAAGACGGCUCUGACCAGAUGUGCACAUACUCGGAUAGUACCUGUGGCGGGUCGAACGAAGCUUGCCAUGGCCGCGGCCCCUUCUUCCGGGUCAAGGAUAAUGGUGCCAAAAGCUGUUUUGAAAUUGGGAAGCGGCAAUACUCCGCAGCUAAAUCGCUUUACGAGCAGAUGAGUACCAACGGAACUGCGCUCACUGGGAGUGCGGGGGUUCGCUCUUUCCAUGUGUAUCAUGAUUUGAAUGGGUACUCGUUCCAAUCCCCGUUCAACUCGAGCAUCCUGAAGACCUGCCCUGCGGCACUGGGCUACUCCUUUGCUGCUGGAACGACGGAUGGCCCGGGCGCAUUUGAUUUCACACAAAAUGCCACUGGCCCAUCGACGAACAAUCCUCUCUGGAAAGUAGCCCGGGGAGUGGUUCACGAGCCCUCAGAGGAACAGAGGGAAUGCCAAGGGGCCAAAGAUAUCUUGCUAGAUGUCGGGACUCUCACCGUACCGUACGCCUGGGCGCCUGAUAUUGUCGACAUCCAAGUCCUUCGCGUGGGCCAACUCUUUGUGAUUGUUUCAACCAGCGAGGCCACAACUAUGUCAGGGCGCCGCUGGAAGGAAGCUAUCUCCAAAGGAGUCCAAGAAAAACUCUCAAUUGCCGACCCACUGGUUGUGCUAGGCGCGCCCUCAAACAGCUAUGCGCACUACGUGGCGACCGAGGAAGAAUAUAAUGUGCAACGUUACGAAGGCGCAUCGACUCUUUUCGGGCCUAACACCCUUGCCGCCUAUAUUAAUUUGACGCUCACAUAUCUGCCAUAUCUAGGGAGCGCAAAGGAUGUCACCACUCUACCACCCAUACCAAGUGGACCGAGCCCGCCCGUGAAUACCAAUCACUCCCUCAGUUUCAUCACCGGGGUGAUAUAUGACGGGGCCCCGCUUGGGAUGUCAUAUGGGGACGUACUCGUUCAUCCAGCCAAUACCUCUUCCUUCGGGCCGGGUGACGUCGUGAACACUACCUUCGUGGGCGCCAACCCCAGAAACAACCUCCGCCAGGAAGCGACUUUCGCUGCGGUUGAAUGGAAGAACCCGAGUUCCGGUCACUGGGAGGUUGUUCGUACCGACCGCGACUGGAAUCUCCUUUUUUUGUGGGAACGCACCAACACGGUCCUUGGCUAUAGCGAGGUGACGAUCCAGUGGACCAUCGAAGACAGCUUCUACAGCGUAGACGACCCCACAACCCUCCAAGAUGGCACCUAUCGUUUGCAUUAUUACGGUGAUUCACGGGAAGCGACCGGGAAGAUUUCACCCUUCGAGGGCAUCGGGAGCUCCUUCACUGUGUCUUCUUCCUAA
Penicillium chermesinum is the source of this 2259-nucleotide messenger RNA. RefSeq names its product neutral/alkaline ceramidase. Gene Ontology annotation, biological process: ceramide catabolic process; long-chain fatty acid biosynthetic process; sphingosine biosynthetic process. Lineage: Eukaryota; Fungi; Ascomycota; Eurotiomycetes; Eurotiales; Aspergillaceae. The transcript is spliced from 3 exons. The coding region runs from base 1 to 2259 and encodes 752 amino acids. The record is from RefSeq and is a predicted model, not a curated record. Gene Ontology annotation, cellular component: extracellular region. Gene Ontology annotation, molecular function: N-acylsphingosine amidohydrolase activity.